Molecule: messenger RNA, 3261 nt
Organism: Brachypodium distachyon (stiff brome)
Lineage: Eukaryota; Viridiplantae; Streptophyta; Magnoliopsida; Poales; Poaceae
Product: eukaryotic translation initiation factor 3 subunit C
Exons: 4
Coding region: 199-3021 (940 amino acids)
Biological process (GO): translational initiation
Cellular component (GO): eukaryotic translation initiation factor 3 complex
Molecular function (GO): translation initiation factor binding; RNA binding; translation initiation factor activity
Source: RefSeq, a predicted model, not a curated record
GCCCAUCUCGCCGCCGAGCGCCCUAGAUCCCUCCCCUCGCUCAUCUUCCUCGGUUCCUCGUCGCGUGAGUGCCGCCAACCCUCCCUCCUUCGGGUCCAUCCCGCUGCCGAGCGCCGCCCCAGCCCCCUCGCUCGUUUUCCUCCUCGCGCGAGCGCCGCCACCGCCGCUUGAAUCCAGUUCAAGUAACAAGCAGAAGCCAUGGCAUCUCGUUUUUGGGGACAGGGAGCCAGUGACUCCGAGGAGGAGGUGGAGGAUAUAGAUUCAGAACAAGGGGGUGAUAGCGAGAAAUCAGAAGCUGGUGAUGGGGGGCGUGAGGGGUCUAAGAACCCCUAUUUGAGCAAAUAUACAAGUGACAGUGAUGAUUCUGAUGUUGAUAACCCCCGUGUGAUUCGCUCAUUGAAGGAUAAGCGCAACGAUGAGAUGAAAGCUACUGCGGACCAGAUGCGCAAUGCAAUUAAGAUAAAUGACUGGCUUAGCUUGCAAGAGAGUUUUGACAAGCUCAACAAGCAGCUUGAGAAGGUUGUACGUAUAAAUGAGUCUACCAAAGUUCCAAAUAGAUAUAUCACAACUCUUGUAUUACUGGAGGACUUCCUUACUCAGACUCUUGCAAACAAGGAAGCCAAGGAUAAGAUGAGUAGAAGCAACUCGAAGGCUCUCAAUGCGAUGAAGCAAAAACUUAAGAAGAACAACAAGCAGUAUGAAGAUCUAAUCCAGAAGUGCAGGGAGAAUCCAGAGAGUUUUGAAGAUGAUGUUGCUGAUGAGAAGGAUGUUGAUGAUGAGGAUGAGGAUGAUGAUGAUAGUGGUGAAGAUAUUGUAGAUCCUGAUAAGAUGGCUCUGUCUGAAUCGGAAGAGUCAGGUAAUGAAGACAACGAGGGUGAAGAGGGUGGAGGCUGGGAAAAGAAGUUGAGCAAGAAAGAUAAAAUUAUGGAUAAGCAGUUCAUGAAAGACCCGAGUGAGAUUACAUGGGAUAUUGUUGAUAAAAAGCUCAAAGAGAUAGUGGCAUCCAGGGGUAAGAAAGGCACUGGGAGAGUUGAACGUGUGGAGCAGCUAACGUUUUUGACCCGUGUGGCAAAAACGCCUGCCCAGAAACUUGAAAUUCUUUUUCAUGUGAUCUCUGCCCAGUUCGACGUGAACCCUAGCUUACUUGGUCAUAUGCCUGUCAUUGUGUGGAAGAAGUGUGUUAAUAAUAUGCUUAUUGUGCUUGAUAUACUGCAACAGUAUCCUAACAUAGUAGUAGACACCUCAGUGGAGCCUGAUGAGAAGGAAACUCAAAAGGGUGCCGACUACAAUGGAACUAUCCAUGUUACAGGUGACCUAGUUGCAUUCCUGGAGAGAAUAGACUCUGAAUUUUUUAAGAGUUUGCAGUGCAGCGAUCCCUAUACCAAAGAUUAUGUUCAAAGGCUUAGAGAUGAACCCUUGUUUUCGGUGCUUGCACAGACUGUCCAAGAAUACCAGGAAAGGGUUGGGAACCUUAAGGCUGCUGCCAAGGUUGCGCUACGUCGUGUUGAACUAGUCUACUACAAACCUCAGGAAGUGUAUGAUGCAAUGAGAAAACUGGCUGAGCAGACUGAGGCUGGCAUAGAGGAUGGAGAUGCUGAUACUGGUGAUGAGUAUCAAGCAGCUGAUAACUACAGGGGAACACCACCUUUUGUUGUGAUUCCAGAAGUUGUUCCUAGGAAGCCUACUUUUCCAGAGAGUGGCAGAGUUUUGAUGGAUGGAUUGAUGUCUUUAAUUUACAAGUACGGAGAUGAAAGGACCAAAGCCCGGGCAAUGUUGUGUCACAUAUAUCACUAUGCAAUCUCUGAUGAAUUUUCAGUGGCUCGUGACUUGCUCUUAAUGAGUCGUUUACAAGAUGGGGUUCAACUUCUGGACAUAUCAUCACAGAUAUUAUUCAACAGGGCCAUGGCCCAACUGGGGUUAUGUGCUUUCCGGGCUGGUUUAAUAGCUGAGGCUCAUAGUUGCUUGUCUGAGUUAUAUUCAACUGGGAGAGUGAAAGAAUUGCUUGCGCAAGGCGUACAGCAAAGCAGAUACCAUGAAAAAACUCCAGAACAGGAAAGGCUUGAGAGGAGAAGGCAGAUGCCUUACCAUAUGCAUAUAAACCUUGAACUUUUGGAAGCCGCACACUUGAUCUGUGCAAUGCUAAUUGAGGUCCCCAAUAUGGCCGCCAAUACUUUUGAUAAGCGGAGACCUAUGAGCAAAACAUUUCGCAGGCUUCUUGAUAUGAGCGAGAGGCAGACUUUUGUUGGUCCUCCGGAAACUGUGAGGGAUCAUGUAUUGGCUGCCACAAGAGCCCUCAAUAAGGGCGACCACGAGAAGGCUUUCAGUGUGAUCGCUUCUCUGGAUACCUGGAAGCUUUUGAGGAACAAGGAUCACAUUCUUGAGAUGCUGAAGCUGAAGAUCAAGGAAGAGGCUCUUAGAACCUAUAUGUUUUCUUACUCAUCUUGCUACGAGUCCCUGAGCCUUGUCCAACUCACCACGAUGUUUGACCUUAACGAGUCACAGGCUCAUAGCAUUGUUAGCAAGAUGAUGAUGCUUGAGGAGCUUCAUGCAAGCUGGGACCAACCAACCAAGUGUAUUAUUUUCCACAGCGUGGAUCAAACUAGGCUGCAGGGACUGCUGUUCCAGAUGGCAGAUAGGCUAUCUGUCCUUGUGGAGAGCAAUGAGAGGGCAUAUGAGGCUAGAACUGGUGGUGCUCUUGAGGGGGCUCCGCCGAGGCGCAGGGGUGGUGAUGGUCAAGACUCAUCCAAUCUGGGGAAGUGGCAAGAGAACUUUGCAUCAUCACAAGGGCGGCGUGGGGGUGGAAGGUUUGGAUACUCUGGCAGAACUGGAGGCUCUGGACGUGGUGGCGGCGGCUACCAAAAUGACAGGUUCCAAAAUGAUAGAAGUGGUCAAGGUUCUCGUGGGGGCUAUGGUGGUGGUUCACGAUUCCACGAUGGAAGGACUCGCACACAGUCUGGUUCAUCAUCUAGAGGGGAUGGUAGUGCACGCAUGGUGAGCCUGAACAGGGCUGGUAGAGGUUAGAAGGGUUAUACAGUAACAAUUAUUUUGAUCAAGGUUUUUGCAAGUUUUGAAGCACCGGUUACUUGAGAUAUACAUCCGUUCUGAACCCAAAUAUUCGUCUGCUCUAUCUCGUUGUAGCUUUUAAUUUGAAUCUGUUGCGAAACUUGAGACUAAGAGUUUCUUUCGUUGUGCCGUUAUGUAUGCACUCCUAUACUUGAUAAGUUCCCAACUAUUUACUGUUACCGUUAUGUUUGAAGUUUA